Messenger RNA from Ambispora leptoticha, 377 nucleotides. NCBI's taxonomy places the organism in Eukaryota, Fungi, Glomeromycota, Glomeromycetes, Archaeosporales, Ambisporaceae. The record is from the annotation of a GenBank genome assembly.
CAAAACGGAGUUAUGAUGAAAUGCAAAUUGACAGGACUGGCAUAAUCUGCAAUGCUCUUAUUCAACCAUUCAGCUCUGUCCCGAGUCGAGCAGGGGAUCUUACGUCUCUUAUUAAUGCGCUAUUAACUUGGAAACUGUCUGUAUCCUUCUAUGAGGAGAUAAAGUUUCCUCAGCUUGCUGAUUUUAUUGAAACAAAAAAUGAUGAAUGCGAAAGAAUGGAUAGUAUUAUUAGAAUUCCACUCCAGAUUUUUCAUGAGAAUCUUGGCAGAGGAAUACUUCCAAUUGAAAUGGAUCGGAAUAGUAAGGAUGGUAAUAAAAGACCAGAUUUUCUAUGCUGGACAAACAAUGUACUUUUGCUUAAAGGCGAAGAGAAGGCU